Molecule: messenger RNA, 2478 nt
Organism: Mya arenaria
Lineage: Eukaryota; Metazoa; Mollusca; Bivalvia; Myida; Myidae
Product: neuronal acetylcholine receptor subunit alpha-2-like
Exons: 9
Coding region: 634-2133 (499 amino acids)
Biological process (GO): chemical synaptic transmission; signal transduction; monoatomic ion transmembrane transport
Cellular component (GO): postsynaptic membrane; neuron projection; synapse
Molecular function (GO): transmembrane signaling receptor activity; acetylcholine-gated monoatomic cation-selective channel activity
Source: RefSeq, a predicted model, not a curated record
UAACAUUGAAUCACUUCUUUCGUCGACUCAUAAAGUACAGAAAAUGAAAUGUAUUUAUGAGUCUAUCUACAUCAAUGCAAAUCAUGGCAAUUUCGUCCAGUUUAUGGUCCCCGGAACAGAAUAUAGACAUCAUUGGACUGUUGAGAUGAAUAAUUUGAUAUUAAAGCAAGUUUCUUUUGUGCUUUUUGUACAAGUGUUUGGGAUUUUUUUUUAAUGAAUAAGUCGGACUAUUGUUCUAAAGUGCGUGUUUUGUAUACACAAUUAUGGAAUUGAUAUCAGUUAAUACAACAGCAAAAUGAUAAAGAAUAUAUGCCAAGUUAUUAAAAGCUGGGAUAUCAUAUCAAUUGUUUAGUAUUUCUUAGGAUGUAAGUAGAAGUAAUUGGCAAUUAGUGGAACACAUGCAUCAUUGUUCUUAAUCGUACCGACGCUACUUGCAUGGUAAUUCCAAACGUAGCUUAUCAGCACGUAAGCUAACCAGACUGCCUUAGCUUUCUGACACAAAACAAAGCAUUGUCAUCACGAAAUGCCUCAAAGACAUCUUUGUGAUUUAAAACUAACUUUCCAACAAUUCUAAUCCAUUCACCAAUACAGGAAGUGCUGUCCAGUGGUCGCCUUCCGGACGAGCAGGCCCUCAUGCACCGCCUCUUCAACGAUCAGCAAUAUGACAAUAGCGUGAGGCCCGUCUUCAACUCCUCCGAGAACGUGGAAGUUCAGUUUGGCUUCACGCUCAUACAAGUCAUGGACAUGGACGAGAAAAAUCAGCUGGUUAUCCUAAACGCCUGGUUGGAAAUGAUAUGGCACGACGAACGCAUAUCCUGGCGGAAAGAGGACUACAACGGCCUGGAGGUUGUACGUCUGCCCGCUCGGCUAUUAUGGUUACCAGACAUUGUCCUGUAUAACAAUGCGGACGACUACACGUCUGGUUUCAUGCCGAUCAAUGCCAUGGUCCAUUACGACGGUACGGUCUCCUGGGCGCCACCUGUCCGGCUGAAAAGCUCCUGCAAGGUGGAUAUCACCUACUUCCCAUUUGACCAUCAGGUGUGUAAAUUGAAGUUUGGCAGCUGGACCUACGACAAGGCUCAGGUGGAUAUGGUGAACAAAACUGGAGAUGUGGAAGUGUCAGCGUAUGUCACGAACGGCGAGUGGAUGCUUUCCCGUUACCGCAUCGUCCGUAACGAGGUUGUCUACCCCAUCAGCCCCGCCAUCUACCCAGACGUCACCGUAAUUUUGACGAUACAGCGGCGAAUCCUCUAUUACGUUUUGAAUAUCCUGUUCCCAUGUUUCUGGCUAAAUAUCCUCAGUGUCCUCACAUUCUGUCUGCCUCCGGACGCAGGCGAGAAAAUCACCCUCAGCAUCACGGUUCUGUUGUCAUACUCCGUGUUCAUGCUGCUGGUAGCCGAGUCCAUGCCGCCAACGUCCGAGUUUGUCCCACUUAUAGGUAUCUACUUGACGGUGUCGAUGGCAGUAGCAAGCGUCUCUGUUAUACUGACUGUGGUUGUUCUAAAGCUCCAUCACUGUUCUCCGAACCAGCAGAAGAUUCCGGGCUGGGUUCGCCAUUUUGUCCUCGGCCAUCUUGCCAAGAUCGUCAGGUGCGCAUGCGUCAAAGUGCCAUGCAAACGAAGGGCAACUAUAAAAAAACAGAUUCGUGAAAAAGAAAAUGAGGAGGAAUUAAGGGAAUUACAAACAAAACUACUUAACCAAAUGGAUACCCAGGCUUCGAGAGGUUCCUCAUGUAGCAGUAGUAAAUUUGCCAUCGAGAAUGGAACAAAGACAAGAAUUGGGAGACUUCCACACUCAUCGAAAACUGAUCUCAACGGAAGUAAAGUGAACAUGAACUCCCAGGAUAUCAGUGUGUCAAACAGGAGCUCUCUUCUUGAGGAAGACCUCACUUCGAACUUGAAAAGGGAAGGCUCCCUCGCUACAAUGGAAGAGAUUCUGAGAUGCUUGAAGGUUUUGGUGGUGAAAAGCGACGCCGAAGAUGCUGAAACGGAAGUCGUUGAUGAGUGGAAACAGGUGGCGCUUGUCGUCGACCGACUAUUCUUUUGGAUGUUCAUGUUUAUCACAAUCGUUUCUUCCAUUAUCAUUCUUGUUAUUGUGCCUUCCUUUAAAUUUAUUUCCGAUGAUGGUCUUUGAUUAACAUAUGUGUGAUGAAUGUUUGUCUACGCAAUAACAAUAUUUACAUACUCACACUUAUCAAUAAAUAAAGUAUGUGAGCGUUAACAUAGAAAAUGCAUAAUGUAAAAUGCAAUAGUCCCCGAUUCGGAGACCUUUUACAUACAUACACAUGUCAUACACAUGUCGUAUAGAUCAAGUAUGCAUGUUGAAUUUUUUUCAUAAAUAUAUUUUCUUUCCUGACAGACUGAUGACUUGUCUUCCUGGUCGAUAAAUACUCCUUCUUCUACAGAGAAUAAAUACUAUAUAUAUAUAUAUUAAUAGUUGUGCAAACCUGUAUCCGUUUCAGAUUGAAAACAUGUUUAA